AUGAGGGCGGCGCUCCUCCGCAUUCCGCUGCGGGCUUCCAAUUUUGAUCCUGCGGCGGUCAUACGAUCGGCUUCGAAGCCUUCUCUCGCCUGCCACCCUGGCAAUUUCGCCCCGUCGUCCUUGAUUUCCUGUCGGUUGAUUUCCAACUCCGUUACUACACCUCCUGCAUCAUUCUCGAAGCGCUUCUCCGGUCGUAUCUCCCAGUCGAUUCCCCGGGCCACUUACGCCACCCGCACGUCUCCGUUGUCUGAAUCGGCGAAUUCGGGACAAAGUGAUGGAAAGCAUUCGGGAUCCGGUCAAUCGCGCAACAAGGCCAUCAAGUAUGCUGUGAUUGGAGGCACCCUCGUGGUUGGAGCAGUGGUGUUUUCGGACCAAGUUCAACACUUCUACCGUGCCGCUGCGAGAACUGGCCGAGUGGUUGGCACAUUGGCGGUUUGCAUUAACGACUACCGGGUAACUCUCAAGCAAGAAACCUCCACGCCGGAGGAACGAAGCGAAGCCAUUCGGGCCUGUCACAAACGUUGCGCGGAACGGACUCUACGGGUUCUCGAGAAGAAUGGAUCGAUCUUUAUCAAGUUGGGACAGCAUUUGAGUAGCAUGGGCUACCUGCUUCCGUCGGAAUGGACUACAACCUUUAUCCCGCUCCAGGACAAGUGCCCCGUGUCAUCGAUUGAAUCGAUCGAGGAAAUGUUCGUGGCCGAUACAGGACGUCGUAUCGACGAGUUGUUCUCGUCGUUCGAUUCCGAGCCUAUUGGUGCCGCUUCUUUGGCGCAGGUGCACAUUGGUACGCUGAAGGAAACAGGUCAGAAGGUUGCGGUCAAGGUGCAGCAUCCCGCAUUGGCGGAGUGGGUGCCCCUGGAUCUGGCCUUGACUCGGUUUACUUUUUCGAUGCUCAAGCGGUUCUUCCCUGAAUACGAUCUGGAAUGGCUCUCUCGUGAAAUGGACCUGUCUCUGCCCCAGGAGCUGGAUUUCCGAAUGGAGGCGGAGAAUGCCACGCGGGCGAGCGAGUACUUUAAGAAGCACUCGGAUGCCCCGUUGGUUAUUCCUGAAGUGAUGUGGUCCCAAAAGCGUAUCCUGGUCAUGGAGUUCAUCUCCGGCCGACGUCCCGACGACCUUGAAUUCCUCGACUCGAACCACAUUGACCGCGACGAAGUCUCCGCUGCUCUGGCACACAUCUUCAACGAGAUGAUCUUCGGUAAUAACGCACCUCUGCACUGCGAUCCUCACGGCGGCAACAUCGCCAUUCGUCCGAACCCCAACCGCCGCCGGCACAACUUCGACAUCAUCCUCUACGACCACGGUCUCUACCGCGACAUCGACAAGGACCUGCGCCGCAACUACGCCAAGCUCUGGCUAGCCGUGAUCGAGUCCGACCUGCCGCGCAUGCGCGAGUAUGCGCGCAAGGUUGCCGGAAUCACGGACGAGCAGUUCCCGCUCUUCGCCAGUGCCAUCACGGGUCGCGACUACAUGGUUCUCCAGAAGAAGGAUAUCGUAUCUGCUCGUACCUCGGCCGAACGAGAGAGCAUGUCCGGCUCUUUGGCCGAUGGUCUGCUGCAGCAAUUAGUCGAACUUCUAGGCCAGGUACCUCGGAUUAUUCUACUGAUCCUCAAGACCAACGAUCUGACCCGCAGUCUCGACGAGAACCUCCACACCCGUCAAGGACCUAUGCGCACCUUCCUCAUUCUCGCCCGCUACGCCACCCGCACUGUCUUCGAAGAGCAAAUGGACUCUGUCAAUGAGACUGGGGGUAUCCUCCGUCCUGGGAACUUCUGGCGCUUCCUCUGCGCUUGGACUGGGUAUCUGCGCGUGGAGAUGAAGUUGUCUGUUUAUGAGACGUUGCUUUCAUUGAAGAGUCGGUUCGGGUUGGUUUGA
Molecule: messenger RNA, 1872 nt
Organism: Aspergillus tubingensis
Lineage: Eukaryota; Fungi; Ascomycota; Eurotiomycetes; Eurotiales; Aspergillaceae
Product: ABC1 kinase family protein
Exons: 4
Coding region: 1-1872 (623 amino acids)
Biological process (GO): mitochondrion organization; lipid homeostasis
Cellular component (GO): mitochondrial inner membrane
Source: RefSeq, a predicted model, not a curated record